Molecule: messenger RNA, 1289 nt
Organism: Penaeus indicus
Lineage: Eukaryota; Metazoa; Arthropoda; Malacostraca; Decapoda; Penaeidae
Product: nucleolin-like
Exons: 8
Coding region: 114-1088 (324 amino acids)
Molecular function (GO): RNA binding
Source: RefSeq, a predicted model, not a curated record
CCGGAUUCCGUCGCCUUCGUCGCUCGCGUGUUUACACUCGCGGCGCGUGAGGUUCCGUGCAGAGGCGAGGGCCACGCAAGUCUAAGCAAGAGGGUACGUGUUAGUGAUUUGGAAUGCCUGCAGUAGGAAAGAUGGGAGGUAAGGAGAAAAAGGUCACAAAUAUGAAACGCAAAAACUCCAUUGGAGAGCCUGCAAAGGACUUUGGCAGCCCAGAGAAGAAAGCCAGAAGUGACAGCAAAACAUCAACCAAGAAGAAAAAAUCUCCCAUCAAGGAGAAAAAAAAUGCAAAGAAAGUUUUGCCAGAUAAGAAUCCUCAAAGCUCUGACCAGGAGGUUGUGAAUGAGAGUAAGAAGCCACAGAAGAAGGCAAAAUUUGGUAAAGAUAGUCAAGCCAGUGCUGUCAGCAAAGUGAUGCCAGCAAAAAAGAAAAAUGAGCCUGCCAAGGAACCUCCCAAAGACAGCAAAACUGAUGAAGCAUCGCCAGAUUCAGUGCCCCUGAAGGGUGACUUGUUAAAAAUCUACCAGAAGAGAAAGGCAGAAAGAAAUGCAAGAUGCUUCCGUGUCAUAAUACGUACUUCUGAGGAGGAUGAAGAGGAUGAGGAAGUGGAAUUUGAAAAUGCAGUGUGUGUACGCAGUUUAAAUAAUGGUUUUUACUUUGUGAACUACAAAUCAGAAGAAAUGGCUGAGAAGAUGAAAUCAGUGUUGGAGGAAAGAGAUGAUGUAAUUGUUGUUAACCGAAUGCAGAAUAAAUUAAAUAACGAUAUUUGUAUAAACCCUUUUCGAUUGUUUAUUGAAAAUGUACCAGUACAGACUACGCUUGAGGACCUACAGGAGGUGUUUACAACAGCAUCAGAGGUUGUUUACAUGCCCAACAGAUGUUUGGCUCACAUGAUAUACAAGUCCAAAGCAGAGGCAGAGAAGGUUUUCAGAGAGGCCGAUGAUAUUGAAAUCCACGGAGCAAAGAUGACCGUGCUGUAUGUGGACAACACACCGAAACGCAAUUGGCGAAAAGAAAAGAUACAGAAAAUUAAGGCUGUUAAGAAGAAAAAGAAGCAAAAGAAACUACAGAAAUUGCUAGCUGGACAGUGAUGGGCAAGGAAUGACUGGUAGCAGUGAAGUGAGAAUGAUAAAGGGAACAGUUGAGAAAUCUAUGAAUAUAUUUGUUAAAUUGGUCACUUUUUGAUCUUGGAAAAUAUGCAGUGGAAAAAGGAUGUUUUUCCUUUUAGUUUGUCAGAUGCAUAUUUUUGUUCUUCAUGUUCUUCCUGAAUAAAAGUUUGAAAUCUAAUUAAA